This is a messenger RNA of Tarenaya hassleriana, 1346 nucleotides long. Its product is annotated as probable galacturonosyltransferase-like 1. The record is from RefSeq and is a predicted model, not a curated record. The transcript has a single exon. NCBI's taxonomy places the organism in Eukaryota, Viridiplantae, Streptophyta, Magnoliopsida, Brassicales, Cleomaceae. Gene Ontology annotation, molecular function: glycosyltransferase activity. The coding region runs from base 48 to 1145 and encodes 365 amino acids. Gene Ontology annotation, cellular component: Golgi apparatus.
ACCUAAGCAAAAUCUCUCUCUCUCUCUCUCUCAUUUAAAAAGGUCCGAUGCCAAACAGAGACUUCCACAAAGAGAGCAUGUCUCAACACCAAUCUCUCCUCUUGAUUCUCUCUCUCAUCAUCACCGCAACUCAAAUUCUUCUAAAUCCCACAAAUGCCGCAGCAGUUACUCAAAAUUUCAAAGAAGCCCCACAGUUCUAUAACUCUCAAGAUUGCCCCUCCAUCGUCUCCGGCGAAUCUGAUGGCGGAGAAUCCAUCUUCUGCUCGGAUCGAGCCGUCCACGUGGCGAUGACCCUCGACGCGGCCUACAUUCGCGGCUCCAUGGCCGCCAUCCUCUCCAUCCUCCAACACUCCUCAUGCCCUGAAAACAUCGUCUUCCACUUCAUUACCUCCGCAUCCUCCGACGGCGCGUGGUCCCUACGCGCCACCGUCUCUUCCUCAUUUCCUUACCUAAACUUUCGUGUUUAUGUCUUCAAAGACUCCACCGUCUCCCGCCUCAUAUCUUCCUCCAUCCGCUCCGCCUUGGACUGCCCUCUGAACUACGCCCGGAGCUACCUCGACGGAAUCCUCCCGCCGUGCCUUCGCCGAGUAGUAUACCUCGACUCCGACCUCGUCCUCGUCGAUGACGUCGCCAAACUCGCCGCCACCGACCUCGAAGACGCCGUCCUCGCCGCGCCGGAAUACUGCAACGCCAACUUUACCUCCUACUUCACGACAAAGUUUUGGUCCAAUCCGACGCUGUCGUCGACGUUCUCCGACCGAAGUCGGAGACCGUGUUACUUCAACACCGGAGUCAUGGUCAUUGACCUCUCACGGUGGCGCGUGGGCGCGUACACGGCGCGUAUAGAGGAGUGGAUGGUAAUGCAGAAGCGCACGAGGAUCUACCAGCUCGGAUCUCUACCCCCCUUUUUGCUAGUUUUCGCGGGCCAGAUCCGACCGGUGGACCACCGGUGGAACCAGCACGGUCUCGGCGGCGACAAUUUCCGGGGGCUUUGUCGGGAUUUGCAUCCGGGUCCGGUGAGUUUGCUCCAUUGGAGCGGGAAAGGGAAGCCAUGGGCGCGUCUGGACGCUGGUCGGCCGUGUUCACUGGACGCGCUUUGGGCUCCUUACGAUCUUUUACAAACGCCGUUUUCGUUGGAUUCGUGAUUGAUCGCUAAUCGUACGGCAAAUUGUCGGAAGGGAAAAAAAUAAGGUGAAAUGGUCGGAUUUUGAAACGAGUUAACGGAAUUUAGUUUUGUUGGGUGUAUAUUUAAAAUAUACAUGUAACAUUUUUAUGUAUAUUAAUUCGAUAAACAUUUGUUUCCAUUUGAUUCAUAAUGAAAAUGAAAAUGAAAACUUUUCCCCUAA